GCCUGAGGCCUAGGCGGACCGGACGACGGCGAGCGGAACCUAGCGGUACCAGGCCGGGCCGGUGUGUGAGAGACAGAGUGACUGACUGACUAGCCGAGAGCCCAGGCUUGCCGGGAGCUACCAGGCCGGGCCGGUGCGACAACCGCGGCGGGAGAGAGAGACAGACAGAGACAGUGACGAGCCGAGAGCCCGGGCAACAGGCGGCGAGCCGGGCCGGGCCGGGCGGCGGCGGCAGGUGGGUGCAGCUGCUGACGGCCUCCCUCAGCUGACAAGAUGUUCAAUAAGUCGCAGUUCGGCACCCCCACCUUUGGCAACACCAGCGGAUUCACCACCUCGGCGUUCGGCCAAAACACGGCCACCACGGGGUUCGGCGGCUUUGGCGCAGGGACGGCUGGCUUCGGCGUGGCUCCUAACACCGGCGGAGGACUCUUUGGUAACACUCAAACCAAACCAGGAGGCCUGUUUGGGUCCAGCAGCUUUGGGCAGCCGGCAACCUCUUCCACCAAUGCGGGCUUUGGUUUUGGGACGUCGACUUCCAACAGUCUCUUUGGGGGAACGAGCGCCGGAGGGCUCUUCUCCAACCAGCAGAGCAAUGCCUUCACGCAGAGCAAGCCCGCCGGGGGCUUCGGAACUUUCGGAACCAGCACCGCGGGCGGGGGGCUGUUUGGGACCACAAGCACAGCCUCCAACCCUUUCGGUGGCACUUCAGGGAGCCUCUUUGGAGGGACCACCUUCACCACAGCUGCCCCCACAGGAACCACCGUUAAAUUCAAUUCUCCAACUGGCACGGACACGAUGGUGAAGUCUGGCGUCAGCACCAGCAUCAGCACCAAACAUCAGUGCAUCACCGCCAUGAAGGAGUACGAGACAAAGUCGCUGGAGGAGCUGCGGUUUGAAGACUACACGGCCGGCCGGAAGGGCCCGCAGGCCCCCAUGGGUGGUGGGGCCGGGCUGUUUGGUGCAACGACCGCCACCUCCACCGCGGGCGCCGGGCUGUUUGGUGCCACGCCCGUCAACCCCGCUGGCGGCUUCAACUUCGGCCAGACCAAGACCAGCUUCGGAGCAAACACUGGGCUCCUUUCGAAAGUGGGUAUGCUGGGAGCAGGCUGUGGGUCCAGUCUACAGAAACCAGGUACGGGCGCCUUCGGCACGUCCACUGGCGGUCUCUUUGGCCAGGCACAGCCCACCGGCAGCCUCUUCGGGACCAAGCCCUUCGGACUGGCCACCACCACACCGAGCACCGGCUUCGGCUUCGGCACUGCCAACACUCUGGGGCAACCCAACACCAGCAGCAUGAGUUUAUUUGGAACGGGACAAGUGUCUCAAUCCGGAGGGAUUUUUGGAACCAACACCAACACCACGGGCACGGCAUUCGGUGCCACUGGCGGCCUGUUUGGCAACACCAACGCUGCCUUCACCAACGUCAACAACACCCUGUUUGCCGCCAAGCCGGCCGGAUUUGGCACGGCGACCACCACCGCUUCCACCUUCGGCGCUGCCGGUGCUGGGCUGUUCGGGGCCAAGCCAAACCUGACCAUCGGAGCCGGCGCUAACACCUCAAACUUUGGAUUUGGAACCAACGUGGUGACGGGCGGACUGUUUGGGAACAAGCCCGCAGCUGGAGCGCUGGGGACCACCCUCGGGGCUGGCUUUGGUACAGCUCUGGGAGCGGGGCAGACCUCCCUGUUCGGCAACACGCAGCCCAAGAUGGGCAUCACGUUGGGAGCCGGUGGAUUUGGGGCGGGAGCGUUCAACACCGGCACGGCCGGGGUGGGGUUUGGGGCACCGCAAGCCGCCAUGUGUCUGACGGAUCCCACUGCCUCGGCUACACAGCAAGCCGUGCUGCAGCAGCAACUCAACGCUCUGGCCUACACCCCCUUCGGAGACUCCCCGCUGUUCAGGAACCCUAUGGUGGACAACAAGAAGAAAGAGGAGCGGCUGAAGCCCACCAACCCGGCGGCCCAGAAGGCGCUGACCACCCCCACUCACUACAAGCUGACGCCCCGCCCUGCCACCAGGGUGAGGCCCAAGGCCCUGCAGGCCACGGGAUCCACCAAGUCGCAGCUCUUCGACGGACUGGACGAUGACGAGCCCAGCUCCCUGUCCAAUGGCACCUUCCUGCCCAGGAAGAGCAUCAAGAAGCUGGUACUGAAGAGCUCCAACACUUCAUCGCUGUACUCACCAGGACCCGGCAAGGAGCACAACGAUUUAGCCUCUCCCCCCGAGUACCCAGAGAAUGGCGUGGCUGAGCAGCAGAGCCGGCUGGAGCGGGAGGACGAUGACCACCCGGAGGUGAACAAAUGCUACACCAACACCAUCGUGAAGCCCAUCCCCCAGACGCCGCCGGAGGGGCUGGGCGGCAACAAGCACCAGACGUCGUCAGCCAUGGACGACACCAUCGCCGAGAUGAACCUGCGCAACACCCUCCGCAACGGCACCACCGAGGGCAGCAGCGACGGGGCGUCCUGCAUCGAGGGCUCGCUGCAAGAGGAUCCCGAGCCCGAGGUCGAUGACAUGCUGCCACCACACCCAGCAGGCAUCGUGCUGAGCAAGGUCGGCUACUACACCAUCCCAUCCAUGGAGGAACUGGCCCAACAACUGACCAACGAGAGCGGCGAGUGCAUUGUGGAGAACUUCACCAUCGGUCGCAAAGGGUACGGCUCGGUGUAUUUCCCCGGUGUGGUGAACCUGACCAACAUGGACCUGGAUGAGAUCGUGCACAUACGCAGGAAAGAGGUGACCGUCUACCUGGACGAUGACAAACGGCCUCCCAUGGGCGAGGGGCUCAACAGGCGGGCGGAGGUGACCCUGGACGGCAUUUGGCCGACGGACAAGAGCACGCGCUGCCUGAUCAAGUCCCCGGAGCGGCUGAUGGAGAUGGGCUUCGAGGAGAGGCUGGAGAACUCCUCGCGCAAGCAGGGCGCCCGCUUCCUGGAGUACAGGAGUGAGACCGGCUCCUGGGUCUUUGAGGUGAUGCACUUCUCCAAGUACGGGCUGCAGGAUUCAGACGAGGAGGACGUCGAGCCCUCCAAGGCGGAGACGAAGAAGAUGAAAACGGCCUCUCUCCCGGCCCAGCGGUCCGAGCAGCUCUGCAAACACAGCCGCAUAGAGCAGAGUGCGAUGCUGCAGCAGGUGGGGCGGGUGCCAGAGUUGGACAGCGACAUGGCCGACAUCACCCAGGAGCCCGCUCCAGACGGCUUGUUGGACGAGGACAUGACAGAGGAGCAGGAGCCCGUGUCAGCGUCCAGCCACAUCGCAUCCAGCUUGGGGGUCGACCCACACACCCUGCAGGUGAUGAAGGUGUCUCUGUUCGGCGAGGAGGAGGACGAGGAGAUGGACGGGCUACAGGAGCAGCGUUACACCCCACGCACGUCCCGUGACGCUUGCACCCGACCCCUCUCCACCCACGACCAGCGGCCCAGGGGCCUGGGCUCGAUGCUGCUGAGCUCGAGUUUGAGGAAGCUGCUGCCUGGGGCCGGCGGGCAGCUGGAGGCGAGGAGCUCGUGGUCGUCGCUGGAGGUGGAGUCGCUGCGCUCGCCGCUGCUGCAGCCGUGGCCGGUGUCGGGGCAGCUGCCGGCCAACUUUGCCACGCCGGGGCAGGCAGCCGAGGUGCCGCUGAAGUCGGUGGGGGCGCGGCAGCAGCGGGGGCUGGUGGCCCCCGAAGAGUCGGUCACCUGGGGCAAGGGCAAGCUGCUGAUGGACAUGGCCCUGUUUGUCGGCCGCUCCUUCAGGGUGGGCUGGGCCCCCGGGGGAGUCCUGUGCCACAGUGGCAAACCCCUCAGCCCCCCUACAGCCCCCCCAGAGCCUGACACCUGCAGCCUGGAGUACAACUACUUCCCCAAGCCUACGCGCAUCAAAUCGGCUGCCGAGCUCCCGUUCAAGGUGUACCUGGAGAAGGUGAGGCUGCGGGAAGAGCAGGCGAGGUGGGACCUGUCGCUGUACAAGGACCCGCUGGAGAUGGCGCUGCAGCACAGCGUGGUGGAGACCAAGGGGCAAUGCCCGCGCAUCGUGCCCCGGCCGGGGGUGGAGGCCCUGCACAAGUAUGCCGAGUGGGCUCAGGACGCCAUGGACAAGUCUGAGGGCACUGAAGUGGUGGUGCGGGACUGGUCGCUGGCGUGGACCCUGUGCGAGGCUCUGUGGGGUAACCUGAAGGAGCUGGAGGGGGGUCUGUCCGAGCCCACACCCUACCUGACACAGCUGCAUCGACGCAGAGCCUUCUCCCGCUGGCUCUCGGCCGCCGCCGAGGACAAGGUGGAGGAGGAGGUGGGCCUGGCCCAGCACAGGGGCCAUGUUGAUGCAGUCUUCAGCUACCUGACCGCCCAACGCAUCAGUGAGGCCUGCAGGCUGGCCCAGCGCUCAGGGGACCACCGGCUGGCGCUGCUACUGGCCCAGGCAGGCGGGGACUUCCCGGUCCGGGAGCUGCUGAGCCGCCAGCUAGCUGACUGGAACCAGCUGGUAGCCGACACCUUCAUGCAGGAGGAACGACUGAAGAUCUUUGCACUGCUGGCCGGCAAAGCUGUGUGGAAGUCGUCGGACGGCUACAUCAACAUCUGUGCACAGCUGGACUGGAAGCGGUGUCUGGCGGUACACCUGUGGUACAUGCUGCCCGCUAGUGCCUCCGUCGCCGACGCCCUCAACAUGUACACCGAGGCCUUUCAGGGCAGCGAGGUCGUGGAGAGGUACGCGCGCUACCCUCUGCCUCCGUACCUGGAGGACACCGACGUCGACCUGAUCGAAGCUGCCGAGAGUGAAGGUGGCAGAGCCCCUCAGCAGGACAUCUGUUACCAUCUGCUGAAGCUCUACAGCGACAGGCACCACGAGCUGCACCCCCUCCUCAACCCGCGGGCAGUGUCCGCUGACCACCUGGACUUCCGGCUGAGCUGGCACCUGUGGGCAGUGCUGCACGCCCUCCACUACACCCACCUGUCGGAGAAGCAGCAGGCCACCGUCCACACCAGCUACGCCGCGCAGCUGGAGGCUGCCGGACUCUGGCACUGGGCCAUCUUUGUGCUCCUGCACAUUCCCAAUCCCCGGCAGCGGUUACGGGCGGUGCGGGAGCAGCUGAACAGACACUGCACGCUGGAGGAGACGGACGAGCAGCGGGACAGGGAGGAGUUUGUGCAGCAGCGUUUGUCCAUCCCCCCGCAGUGGGUCCACGAUGCCAAGAGUCUGCGCGCCCACCACCAGGGAGACCUGCACAAGGAGGCCCACCACCUGAUGGAGGCCGGGCACUGGAACCACUGUCACCGGCUCGUCAUCCGACACCUCGCCUCAGACGCCAUCAUCAACGAGAACUACAGCUACCUGAAGUUUUUCCUGGGUCGGCUGGCGUUGCCCGAGUGCACGCUGCACAUCCAGGACUGGGACAGCGCUGGGGCCGUCUUCCACGACUACAUCCGCCUGAUGGAGAUGGUGCGGGGCAUCGCGGAGGUGGACAACCCUGCGUAUGAACUGGAGAAGAUCCACACGGAGGUGAUGUCCCUGUGUAACCGCAUCGACCUCAUCCAGUGUCUGUCGGCCAAGGACCGGCUGGCCCAGGCAGACAUGGCCAAGCAGCUGGCGAACACUCUGCGGACGGUGCUGUCGCUGCAGCAGGGUGGGGAGGUGCCGGGGGGCCGUGCACGACUUCCCCUCCGCCUGCUCGCCCCCUGCAUCCGCCGCUUGCCCCUCCCCGAGGACUACGCCCUUCAGGAGCUGCGGGGCCUGACGCGCUCCUACCUGCAGGAGCUCACAGUCCACCCCUAACCCCCCCUCUACCCCCCCUGUCCCCCCCUGGCCUGGCCCGCAAUUACCUGUCAGUCCCUAAUCUCCCUCCCCCCUA
Molecule: messenger RNA, 5821 nt
Organism: Amblyraja radiata (thorny skate)
Lineage: Eukaryota; Metazoa; Chordata; Chondrichthyes; Rajiformes; Rajidae
Gene: nup98
Product: nucleoporin 98 and 96 precursor
Exons: 34
Coding region: 274-5745 (1823 amino acids)
Biological process (GO): RNA export from nucleus; telomere tethering at nuclear periphery; post-transcriptional tethering of RNA polymerase II gene DNA at nuclear periphery
Cellular component (GO): nuclear pore; nuclear pore cytoplasmic filaments
Molecular function (GO): structural constituent of nuclear pore; RNA binding
Source: RefSeq, a predicted model, not a curated record